Messenger RNA from Mangifera indica (mango), 1125 nucleotides. Its product is annotated as eukaryotic translation initiation factor 3 subunit G-like. The coding region runs from base 63 to 947 and encodes 294 amino acids. Gene Ontology annotation, molecular function: RNA binding; translation initiation factor activity. The transcript is spliced from 2 exons. Lineage: Eukaryota; Viridiplantae; Streptophyta; Magnoliopsida; Sapindales; Anacardiaceae. Gene Ontology annotation, cellular component: cytoplasm; eukaryotic translation initiation factor 3 complex. The record is from RefSeq and is a predicted model, not a curated record.
CACUGUUUUUCCCUUAAACCUCUCUGGAGCUCUCGGAACAAUCAAGCUCGUAUUCUACAAGCAUGGCAACAGCUACAGAACUUGCUUUACAACCAAAGACACGGUGGUCUGACGUCGCUGAUGAUAAUGUUGAUAAUACUGUCGAGGAAGCCUUUCUUCCUCCCACUAAGGUGAUAGGCCCUGACAAAGAUGGAAUCAAGACAGUGAUUGAAUACAAGUUCAACGAUGAAGGAAAGAUCGUCAGGGUCACCACCCGUUCCAGGGUGAGAAAAAUCAAAACGGUUGUCAAUGGACGAGUUCUUGAGCGGAGGUCGUGGGCAAAAUUCGGCGACGCCGUGAAUCAGGACGCCGGCGCUAGGCUUACUGUCACUUCUACUGAGGACGUUUUCCUUGAAAGGCCCAAGGCUCCAGGAAGCAUUCCUGAGGAAAUCAAGGCUGGAGGAGACUCUCUGGGGCAAAAAGGUGGGGCUACGCUCAUGGUUUGCCGCAAUUGUGGCAAAAAAGGUGACCAUUGGACUGCCAGGUGCCCUUACAGGGACCUUGCUGCACAAGUGGAAGCUGCCAAUGAAGCAAACCCAAAUGCAGCAGCAGCAACAUCUUCUGGGACUGCUAAGGCUGCUUAUAUUCCUCCAAGUAAGCGAGGAGGAGCUUCAAGCAGCAGCGUUAAAGGAUCAGACAUGAAAAGAAUUAAUAAUGAACAUGAGGUUAGAGUCAGCAACCUCUCUCAAGAUGCUUCUGAAGCUGACUUGCGAGAUCUCUUCGAAUUUUUUGGCCCGCUCACUCGUGUUCAUAUCGUCUGUGAUCGUGCAACUGGUUUAAGCAGAGGUUUUGGCUUCGUGAAUUUCGUCAACAUGGAAGAUGCUGUGAGAGCUAUUCAAAAGCUUGAUGGCUAUGGCUAUGACAACCUCAUCCUCCAAGUUGAGUGGGCGCCAUCAAGAUCAAAAUAGAGAUGCUGCAACUUCCUAUAGUUCCUGAAUGACUUCAAUUUUAUUGUAAUUUUCCAGUUCAUAUUAAGUUUUAAGGAGUGAUUUUUUAUGUUCUUGAUUUACAAAAUGGCAUUAAGAGCUGAGAAAUACUUUGAAGUUCAAACAUAUUAGUGAAUAAACUUGAGAGAUCAUUUUACAA